AAUGUGAGAGGAAUCUUCUGGUGAUGGAUACCCAAACUUUGCCCGAGGCCGAGGUGGCCGAGCUGGAGCUUGAGGCAGUGAUCGGCUUCAAUGGACAUGUACCCAACGGUCUGAAAUGUCAUCCCGACCAGGAGCAUCUGAUUUACCCUUUGGGCUGCACUGUCCUCAUUCAGUCAAUAAACACCAAUGAACAGAAUUUCCUACACGGCCAUGGUAACAACGUCUCCUGCGUGGCUGUCUCCAAGAGUGGGGUUUACCUGGCCUCUGGACAGGUCACCUUCAUGGGCUUUAAGGCAGACAUCAUUCUGUGGGAUUAUAAGAAAAGGGAGCUGGUUGCUCGGCUGUCCCUUCACAAGGGCAAAAUUGAAGCUCUGGCCUUUUCGCCAAACGACUUGUACUUGGUAUCACUGGGAGGCCCAGACGAUGGAAGUGUGGUGGUGUGGAGCAUAGCAAAGAGAGACGCCAUCUGCGGCAGCCCUGCAGCAGGCCUUAACGUGGGGAACGCCACCACCGUGAUCUUCUCUGAGUGCCAGGAUGAGAUGUUCGUCACUGCUGGAAAUGGGACAAUUCGAGUAUGGGAACUAGAUCUCCCAAAUAGAAAAAUCUGGCCAACGGAAUGCCAAACGGGACAGAUGAAACGGAUAGUGAUGAGCAUCACAAUGUCCGAAGACGAUAGCUUUUUCUACCUGGGCACCACAACUGGAGACAUUCUGAAAAUGAACCCCAGGACAAAACUGCUGACAGACACUGGCCCCUUAAAGGAGAAAUUCAGUUUGGGAGUAUCAGCUGUCAAAUGCCUGAAGAUGGGGGGUCUGUUAUUGGGUUCUGGAGCUGGAUUGCUGGUCUACUGUAAAAGCCCCAACUACAAAGCUAUCAAGAAAAUUCAGUUACAAGGUUGCAUCACCUCCAUCACUCUUCGAGGUGAAGGACACCAGUUUUUUGUCGGAACAGAAGAAUCACACAUUUAUCGAGUCAACUUCACAGAUUUCAAAGAGACGCUCAUUUCUACUUGCCACUCUGAAGCUGUCCAGGAUAUUGUCUUUCCAUUUGGCACUGCUGAGCUAUUUGCUACUUGCGCCAAGAAAGACAUCAGAGUGUGGCACACACUGUCUAACAGGGAGCUGCUGAGGAUCACUGUGCCCAACAUGACGUGCCACGGCAUUGAUAUAAUGAGAGAUGGGAAGAGCAUUGUUUCAGCGUGGGAUGAUGGCAGAAUCCGAGCCUUUACCCCAGAGACAGGCCAACUGAUGUAUAUCAUUAACAACGCUCACAGGAUUGGGGUGACCGCCAUCGCCACCACCAGCGACUGCAAAAGGGUCAUCAGUGGCGGCGGGGAAGGGGAGGUGAGGGUGUGGCGGAUAAGCUGCCAGACCCAGCAGCUGGAGGAGGCACUGAAGGGACACAAGUCCUCUGUAUCCUGCAUCAGGGUGAACAAGAACAAUGAGGAAUGUGUUACAGCCAGCACCGAUGGGACCUGCAUCAUUUGGGAUCUCAAGCAUCUUAAAAGGAACCAAAUGAUCCUGGCCAAUACCUUAUUCCAGUGUGUUUGUUAUCACCCUGAAGAAUUCCAGAUCAUUACCAGUGGGACAGACAGGAAGAUUGCUUACUGGGAAGUAUUUGAUGGAACAGUGAUCCGAGAGUUGGAAGGCUCUUUGUCUGGGUCAAUAAAUGGGAUGGAUAUCACAGUGGAAGGAGUGCACUUUGUAACAGGUGGAAAUGACCAUCUGGUCAAAAUUUGGGAUUAUAAUGAGGGUGAAGUAACUCAUGUUGGAGUGGGACACAGUGGCAACAUCACACGCAUCCGCGUAAGUCCAGGUAAUCGGCACAUCAUCAGUGUGAGUGCUGAUGGAGCCAUCCUGAGAUGGAAGUACCCCUAUACCUCAUGA
Molecule: messenger RNA, 1886 nt
Organism: Chrysochloris asiatica (Cape golden mole)
Lineage: Eukaryota; Metazoa; Chordata; Mammalia; Afrosoricida; Chrysochloridae
Gene: CFAP52
Product: WD repeat domain 16
Exons: 14
Coding region: 24-1886 (620 amino acids)
Biological process (GO): cilium assembly
Molecular function (GO): protein binding
Source: RefSeq, a predicted model, not a curated record